AAGAGUAUCAUUAGGAGAGAAAGUGAUAUUCAUAUCACUUCUGCAGCUGAUCAAAUGGUAAUGAUGAGUCGACAGAACAACUCAUUUGGUCAACUUCCUGGGAUGACAACUUUGAACACAAUCACACCUUGUGCUGCAUGUAAGCUCUUGAGAAGAAGAUGUGCUGAAGAAUGCCCUUUCUCUCCCUAUUUCUCCCCACAUGAACCUCACAAAUUUGCAUCUGUCCACAAAGUCUUUGGUGCAAGCAAUGUCUCCAAGUUGCUAAUGGAGGUGCCAGAAAACCAAAGAGCUGAUGCUGCAAAUAGUCUGGUUUAUGAAGCAAACCUGAGGAUAAGAGACCCUGUGUACGGAUGCAUGGGUGUAAUUUCAGACUUGCAGCAAAAAGUUCAGUCUUUACAAGCAGAACUUCAUGCUGUCAGGACAGAAAUUGUGAGGUACAGAUAUAAAGAAUUAGCAGCUAGUCAAAUUCUUUCUUCUAGAGAUCAGAUUCAUCCCCAUCAUGCUGCUGCUAGUUUAGUUUCUUCUGGGAUGGUGUCUAUUGCUGCACCACCACAACCAAUUUCGACAUCACUACCGGCUGUUCCUCCAUCUUCGGUUGCAUUUUCUUCGUCUUCUUCAACUUCAACUUCUUCUUUAUAUACACCCUCGACAAACACAACGGGUUAUAGUUCCUUGUCAAGCGAGAACAUCCCGUAUUUUGAUUAAAAUUCAAUUAGACUAGCUCGUUAGCCUAUUUUUGUUUGUUAAUUUUUCCCUGCUUCAAGAAUAAUCAUGUUCGAUAGAACAACAAUUUGGGAGUUGAAAUACUUUCCCUUUCCAAAUUAUAAUUGAUAUCAGAACUGAUGAAGAAGCAUAAACUUGGAGUAUC
Molecule: messenger RNA, 868 nt
Organism: Fragaria vesca subsp. vesca
Lineage: Eukaryota; Viridiplantae; Streptophyta; Magnoliopsida; Rosales; Rosaceae
Product: LOB domain-containing protein 13-like
Exons: 2
Coding region: 55-705 (216 amino acids)
Source: RefSeq, a predicted model, not a curated record